UACAAUUUCUCAUUUUCAAAACCAGCUCUCCGUUCUCAAAGACAUACACACCAUUCUAUCAAUUUCAUAGCUUUCACAGAUACCACGCGGCACUGCCAAUCUCAGAACUCAGAAUACUUCUCCUUCGUUUAUCGUGAAAUGUCGAGGUUCGUCUUUUACUCCAAUUUACUAUCUUCCUUUCACUCUCACUCUCCGCUUAGGGUUUUCUCUCACUCUCUACAUCGACUCAUUCCCAAUAAUAAUAUUAAUGUCGAUGAUGCCGUUUCCUCAUUCCACCGCAUGCUAACAAUGCGUUCUACUCCUUCCAUUGUUCAAUUUGACAAGAUUUUAGGUUUCCUUGUUAAGACUAAAAAUCAUUACACCACUGCCAUCUCCCUUUUUCACCAAUUGGAACUCAACCAAGUUAAACCAAGUAUUAUUACUUUAAACACUCUCAUCAAUUGUUAUUGCCACACUCGUCAAAUGGAUUUUGCCUUUUCUAUAUUAGCAAAGAUUCUCAAAAUUGGUUAUCAGCCUGAUAUCAUAACAUUGAAUACUCUUAUCAAAGGUCUGUGUCUUAACCGUAAGGUUCAUGAAGCUCUGCACUUUCAUGACCAUGUGGUUUCACAUGGAUUUCAACUGGACCCAAUUAGUUAUGGGACGCUAAUUAACGGGUUGUGUAAAAUGGGGGAAACAAGAGCCGCCAUGAAAAUGUUGAGACAAAUUGAUGGGAAGUUGGUCAAUGUGAAUGUGGAAAUGCACAACAUGAUAAUUGAUAGUUUGUGUAAAGAUAAAUUUGUAACGGAAGCCUAUGAGUUAUAUUCUGAAAUGAUUGCAAAGAAAAUUUCUCCCAGUGUUGUUACUUUCAACGCUCUUAUUUAUGGAUUUUGCAUUAUUGGUCAAUUGAGAGAAGCCUUUGGCUUGUUCCAUGAAAUGAUAUCAAAAAACAUCAACCCAGAUGCUUAUACUUUUAAUAUAUUGGUUGAUGCUCUUUGUAAGGAAAGAAAUCUGAAAGAAGUUAAGAUACUGUUAGCCGUGAUGAUGAGAGAAGGUGUAACACCUAAUGUUGUUACAUACAAUUCACUAGUCGAUGGAUAUUUCCUAGUUAAUGAAGUGAACAAGGCCAAAAAUUUAUUCUAUACUCUGGUUCGAAGUGGAGUGGCUCUUGAUGUUCAUUCUUAUAAUAUAAUGAUCAAUGGAUUAUGCAAGAGUAAAAUGGUGGAUGAGGCCAUCAAUCUCUUCAAAGAAAUGGGUAGCAACAAUAUUAUUCCUGAUCUGAUGACCUACAAUCCCCUUAUUGAUGGCUCGUGCAAAUCCGGAAGAAUCUCCUAUGCUUGGGAGCUUGUUCUUGAGAUGCAAGACAAUGGUCAACCUGCCAAUAUAUUCACUUACAGUUCUAUAAUACAUGCUUUAUGCAAAAACCAUCAUGUUGACAAAGCUAUUGAAUUAGUCAAGAAAAUUAAAGACCAAGGCAUUCAACCUGAUAUGUGCACAUAUAAUAUACUUCUAGAUGGACUAUGCAAAGGAGGACAACUUAAGAACGCACGAGAUGUUUUUAAGGAUCUCUUGAUUAAAGGUUAUAGUCUAGAUAUCCGAACAUAUAAUAUUAUGAUCAAUGGACUUUGUAGAGAGGGCUUGUUUGAAGAAGUAGAUGCCCUAUUCUCCAAAAUGGAAUGCAAUGGUGUCAUACCUAAUGCUAUUACUUAUGAAACUAUUAUCCGUGCUCUCUUUUAUAAAAAUGAGAAUGAAAAGGCAAAGAAACUUCUCCGUGAAAUGAUUACUAGAGGUCUACUUGAAAAGUAACUAUAGGUUCCUUACAGUCUGCUUGAUCUAAAUCAUUAUGCUAGGUGGCAAAUCAAACAAACGACCAACAUAUUCAAGGAUAUUUGAACUGCAGGAUCAGUUGAAUAUUCAUCAGUAUUUAGUUUUGAUUGAUUCGUAUGUACUAAUGAUGAGGCUGUUGGAUUUGUAUUUAUGGCUUCUUUGAAUUUUGUGUUAUUUGUGCGAUGCGAGAGCUUUUGUCAAUGAAGAUUCAAGACACAAGCUUAUCAGAAAUUAUAUAAUCUUUGUUUUCUAUUAUUGAUUUGUUUCUUCCAUUGGGACUAGAGAGGAUCAUGAAAUGCAGUGGAGCAAUCUCAAAUCCUAUGGAACAUUUCGUCUUCUGAUAAAGUAUAUGAGAAGUUGGUUAUCUUUGGAUGGAAUGCAGCUUCUAAAGCAAAAGUCAUGAUUGAAGAACUUAAAGGGUGUGCCACAAGGAUGAAGAGGACGCAUGAUUUCAAAGGAAAAUGUAAGAACUCUCUGAUACAGCUUCAUAGUUAGCUUCAGUUUAUGAGUAUUUUGAGUUACAUAGUAUUCUGUUAAUAUUUAUAUUUUUCUAAUGAAAAAUGAGUUGGUUGGAUCCUUUACUCCCACUUUAAGCACAAAUCAUGAUGUUGAUGAUGCUUUGACAUGAAAUAUUGUUACACACUGAAUGUAGAAGUCCUAAACUAGUAGGGUAUUUGGAGUUAUUCGCCUUGUUUCGAACUCGGUAGGGGUGAUGAUCUCGUGUUUCGAAUCUAUGUGCAAUGUUCAUUAAAUCUCUUUUUUGGGGUUCUAAAAUGAUAAGGAACCAAUCUUAAGUGUUAUUCUUCAAAGAACUUGAAUUGCCAUCAUGAUUUCAAUAUAUGAAAAAUGAAAUUUAAGAUUUUUCUAAUUAAUCAAAGAUUAACAACAUACAGAAAAUUAUGAAGUAAAGCCAUUGUAAUUAAUUGUUAUUAACUGACCUCUAUAAUUAAGUCUGCAAAGUUGCUUUAACUUGUGUCACUGUUUGUGUGAAUUGGAUUUGUUAAUAUCACUUUUUCUAAAGUUUUAUGCUUUAAAUUUGGCUUUGAUUACAAAGCUCUUUUUAGUGUCACAGUGCCUAACAAACUUCUUAUCUCAAUCAUAUAGGAUUCCUAACAAAUAUGGCUUUAAGAUGUAUAUCAUUUUCAUUAUUUUAUAUACUUUGAGUUUAUAUGAAUGCCUUUGUAAUUUAUCCUUUAAAAAUUUAAAAAUACUCUUCUGAUUUUAGAAUCCGCAACGAAUUUAUUAAGGGUUCAAAUUUUAGAAUCUAGAACCUAAAGAACAUAAGAAUAUGAAGAAAAAAAAUUAUAGAACAUAAACAAUUCACUAAAUAAAAUCAAAUACAAUACAUAAAAAAUGCCAACAUAAACUAAAAACAUCAAUUACAUGUAAACUAACUAGAUAUUUAUUCCCUAGAUUCCUCCAUACACGUCAUGAUUUUAUCAGUUGUUAUGAGAUGAAUCAAAGUUGAAUAGACGAACAAAUCAGACAAAUCAAACUUGAAUAGACAAUAUGAACAUAUCUGACUAGGGGUAACAUCAAAUUGUACCAUGCUGAUAAAAUAUCAAGAACAUGGUUCUCACUUUUCACCUUUGUUUUGAAGUUGCAUGUAUGUGAAUUGAACAUAUCUAUCAUCGUCGAUUGAUGAACGUUGAUACUAAACAUUGACCGCAAUUCUUGUGUCGUAGUGGUCGACUCGAUCAAUUUGAUCAAUUUAAGAUUCUUGUUGCAACAUGUUUCUAUGAUUAUCACUUUGUAUAACUUCUUCCCGCCUUUAAGAGUAUAUUCAUUGAUGUUUGAUUCCUGUUAUCACAUUUGUUCUAAGUUCAGUCUAAAGCCAAGUCUCAACAGAAAGCUGAGGCCAAGGCUCAUCACUGAAAGUAGUGAGUUGGAUGGAGCAGAAUACCCAAAUAAUUCAUGACGUGGAACUGUACCAUGUUUUCUCCCAAUUUUUUCCUUCUGAUUUAAGCUUUAGUUAAUCAUAAGCAUUGAGUUUAGUGCAUUGUGAUAAUGUUCAAAUUAAGAUGAUUUUACCUUGUUUUAAUAACUACCUUGUCUCA
Vicia villosa (hairy vetch) is the source of this 3860-nucleotide messenger RNA. RefSeq names its product putative pentatricopeptide repeat-containing protein At1g12700, mitochondrial. Bases 139 to 1782 code for a protein of 547 amino acids. The record is from RefSeq and is a predicted model, not a curated record. NCBI's taxonomy places the organism in Eukaryota, Viridiplantae, Streptophyta, Magnoliopsida, Fabales, Fabaceae. Gene Ontology annotation, cellular component: chloroplast. The transcript is spliced from 2 exons. Gene Ontology annotation, molecular function: protein binding.